Messenger RNA from Myotis daubentonii (Daubenton's bat), 3198 nucleotides. RefSeq names its product cyclin dependent kinase 5 regulatory subunit 2 (gene CDK5R2). The record is from RefSeq and is a predicted model, not a curated record. Lineage: Eukaryota; Metazoa; Chordata; Mammalia; Chiroptera; Vespertilionidae. Gene Ontology annotation, molecular function: protein kinase binding; cyclin-dependent protein serine/threonine kinase activator activity. Gene Ontology annotation, cellular component: protein kinase 5 complex; growth cone; cytoplasm. Gene Ontology annotation, biological process: brain development; axon guidance.
UGACGCUGCAGCUGGCGCAGCUCAGACUCCGAGCAGCAGUCGCCGAGCAGCAAAGCAACCGGCUUUCCCCGCCCGUUCCCGCGCCCCGGUCGGGGCUAGGCCCCCCCCGCCGCCGGGUCCCCGGGGGCUGCGGCAGCAGCGGCGGCGGCAGCGGCGCCGCCCGUGGUUCCCGCUGGGGCCCGGGCGCCGGCCCCUCUCUGCAGGAUGGGCACGGUGCUGUCUCUUUCCCCCGCCUCCUCGGCCAAGGGCCGGAGGCCCGGCGGGCUGCCCGAGGAGAAGAAGAAGGCACCGCCCGCGGGGGACGAGGCGCUGGGGGGCUACGGAGCGCCGCCAGUAGGCAAGGGCGGCAAAGGCGAGAGCCGGCUCAAACGGCCAUCCGUGCUCAUUUCGGCGCUCACCUGGAAGCGCCUGGUGGCCGCGUCUGCCAAGAAGAAGAAAGGCAGCAAGAAGGUGACGCCCAAGCCAGCGUCCACUGGCCCGGACCCCUUGGUCCAGCAACGCAACCGCGAGAACCUACUCCGCAAGGGCCGGGAUCCCCCCGACGGCGGCGGCGCCACCAAGCCCCUGGCCGUGCCUGUGCCCACAGUGCCCGCGGCCGCCGCCACCUGCGAGCCGCCGUCGGGAGGCAGCGGGGCCGCCCCGCCGCCAGGCUCGGGCGGGGGAAAGCCGCCGCCGCCACCCCCAGCCCCUCAGGCGGCGCCACCGGUGCCGGGCGGCUCGCCACGGCGGGUCAUCGUGCAGGCGUCAACCGGCGAGCUGCUGCGCUGCCUGGGCGACUUCGUGUGCCGACGCUGCUACCGCCUCAAGGAGCUGAGCCCUGGCGAGCUGGUGGGCUGGUUCCGCGGAGUGGACCGCUCGCUGUUGCUGCAGGGCUGGCAAGACCAGGCCUUCAUUACGCCUGCCAACCUGGUGUUCGUGUACCUGCUGUGCCGCGAGUCGCUGCGCGGGGAUGAGCUGGCGUCGGCCGCCGAGCUGCAGGCUGCCUUCCUCACUUGCCUCUACCUCGCCUACUCCUACAUGGGCAACGAGAUCUCCUAUCCGCUCAAGCCCUUCCUCGUGGAGCCCGACAAGGAGCGCUUCUGGCAACGCUGCCUGCGCCUCAUCCAGCGGCUCAGCCCGCAGAUGCUGCGGCUCAACGCCGACCCCCACUUCUUCACGCAGGUCUUUCAAGACCUCAAGAAUGAGGGCGAGGCCGCCGCCGGCGCCGGGGGUCCACCCAGUGGGGGUGCGCCCGCGACCCCCGUCUCCUCCUCGGCCGCCAGGGACAGCUGCGCGACCGGAGCCAAGCACUGGACUAUGAACCUGGACCGCUAGGGAUACCCGACGGCCGCUCCUGCCCCCGCGCCAGCCCCUGACACACACUCGGAGCCCUGGAACCGUCCAGCUGCCGCCUCUGUGACCGCCGUUCCCGCCGCGGCCGGAGGAGGAGCCGCCCCUGCCCCGCCGGGGAAGGUGGAGGCCAGGAAGCCAGAGGCCGCGGCGUCUGGAUUUGCUGGGCGUAGGGUGGGGCUGAGGGAUGAACGCAGGAAGGGGACCCCCCUACCUCAACCUUUCUGUCUGCGUCCUCAUCUUUCCAACUCUGCCCAGGUCUCCCCUUUCCCUUCUGUGUGUGUGCGCGUCUACAAGCCCAUCUUCCUCGGUUUUGUCCGUUUUCUCACUUCCUUCCGGUAUCUUCAUCUUUCCUCUUAUCUGCCUUUCCAUUUUAGGUUCCUUGGGUGUGUAUUUCCGUCUCCAUCUCACCCCAUACCUAUUUCUCUUUGCCCCCAUUUCUCUUUCUGCACCUGUGUCCCCACCGCCCAUCUUGUUCUCUUUUUCCUCGCUCUUGGCAUGUGUCACCACCUUCCUUCCUGUCUGCCUCCCCCACCCUGCCUGUGUCAGCUUGCAUUCAUUCCCCCGAAUGAGCCCCGAUUCCUCCCUCUCCAAACCAAAAGGAACAUUAGUCCUUAAUUUGGAUGGACUGAGGUGUGGCGAGAAACUGCAUUCCCAGAGGUUCAGACAACCACCAGGGUGGUCCUUCACCCCACCCCCACCGCCUCUCUCUACCUUUCCAACGUGUUGCAUGCCGGGAGUUGGGGGGAGAGGGAUGCCGACGACAAGAGGCUGACCUUUGGGAGCAAACUCAAUCAACCCAGGAGGCCACCCCGGCGGCAGCGGUGCCUCAGCGGAAGGAUGGGAAGAGACAGAAACUCUUCUUACUUAGGGGGAGGGGCACCCUCUUCCUUACCCUUAGGUGGUUUUUGUUUCCCCCUCUUUUAAUUUAUUCGGUUGUUUCUGGAGGGUGGAGGGAGGGAGGGUUGGGCAGGGAGCUGUCUGAGGUGCUGAUCUGAGGCCGGACUGGAAUCCUCUCAGGAGGGUACCAGGGACUGACUGGGUUGGGCCUGGUGCGGAUCCAAGGUGCCAAUGAUGCGGGCCGACGGCGCGGGCCGCACUGUCUAUCUGUCCGUCUGUCCGGAAGAUAAUUAUAAAGCGCUUGAAGCGCCUGCAGAUGGUUUUGCGCCGGCCUUUCUUUGGGCCCCGGGAGGGAGGGAGCAGGAGCAGGAGCAGGAGCAGGAGUGGAGCUGCCACAAGCAGGACAGGAGGCCCCCAGGGGCCUAGUGAGGAAGGUCUGGUCCCUGAGAACUGCUACUCUUUGGUCCCAUGUACUGCUACCCCCACCCCCACCUCCACUUUGUCUGACCUAGCUCCUCAUUAAUGGCCGACCCAUUUCUGGAUUAAAUGAUGAGGACAGCAGAAGUUGUCCCCCUUUUACAGAGUGGUCCAUUGAGGCAGAAAUAGCUAAUCAUUGUGGCUACUUUUCUCUGCCUUCAUCUCUCCCCGCCAUAUAUCCCGUCAGGAGUCCAGGCAGACCUGAUUUAAGUCUGUGUUCACCACGCAGGUGGGGCCUGACUCCACACGCAGCCUCACGCGCUUCCCUUCACCCACUGGACUGCUUCGAGGCUGCUUCGGCCACACGCCUACCCAGAGCAGACUUGGGAGGACCAUCCCUGCUUGAGAUUCAGACCUGGCUCUUUAUCUCCAGGGAGGCUAGGACACAGGCAACCUGGGAGACGGGAGCCAUUGAUUGGGGUUGAAAGAGAAAUAACUUAUUUAGCCUGAGAUCCCUGUUUGGUCUCCCUUGCCUUCUUAGCCACAUGGCUAAGCGCUCCAUUCACUGUUUCAUUGGUCCAAGGAAGCCUGUCUCUAGUAAAAGCGCUGGCG